Cololabis saira (Pacific saury) is the source of this 2557-nucleotide messenger RNA. RefSeq names its product tachykinin receptor 2 (gene tacr2). Bases 294 to 1478 code for a protein of 394 amino acids. The record is from RefSeq and is a predicted model, not a curated record. Gene Ontology annotation, molecular function: substance K receptor activity. Gene Ontology annotation, cellular component: plasma membrane; sperm midpiece. Lineage: Eukaryota; Metazoa; Chordata; Actinopteri; Beloniformes; Belonidae. The transcript has 8 exons. Gene Ontology annotation, biological process: G protein-coupled receptor signaling pathway; positive regulation of flagellated sperm motility.
AAGAGGGGAAGGGAGUUACUCCACACGCACAGCUGUGUGCCAUAAUGUCCCCUAGUCUCGAUGUGCGCGUGAAAGCUUAUAACAUGUUUCAGCAGAGAGAGGGAGAGAGAAAGGGAGAAAGCAUUUUUCCUGUGAAAGAAAGGAAUGCAGAGAAAUGUCCUAAAUGGAUGGAAGUGGAUGUCCGUUACGCACAAGGACUCUAAUCUGUGGAUAUUACCAGCUGUGGACUGCAACAGCUGAGGAGAACGCGCACCACGCAGUAGCAGCAACAGAGAGGUCAACUGGGAGUCACUAUGGAAGCUGAAAGUGUUAUUCAACACAUUGAACUAGAUCCAGAGGCCACUUUGAUUCCUCUAUCGGUGACCGCUGACUGGCUGGACGACGGAAACGAGACGAUCGGGAAUCAGUUCCAGCAGCCGGACUGGCAGGUGGCUCUCUGGGCCAUAGCCUACUCCCUCAUCAUAAUGGUGUCUGUCACUGGAAACGUCACUGUGAUCUGGAUUAUCCUCGCCCACAGACGCAUGAGGACCGUUACCAAUUACUUCAUUGUCAAUUUGGCCUUUUCUGAUGUAUCCAUGGCAACCUUCAACACUCUUUUUAACUUUGUCUACGCGCUCCACAAUGACUGGUACUUUGGUCUGGGCUACUGCAGGUUUCAGAACUUCUUCCCCAUCACAGCGAUGUUCUCGUCGAUAUACUCGAUGGCUGCCAUUGCAGUGGACAGGUACAUGGCCAUCAUCCACCCUCUGAAACCUCGCCUCUCCUCCACCUCCACAAAGGUUGUGAUUGCUGGGAUCUGGAUUGUCGCCUUCUCUCUGGCUUUCCCUCAGUGUUAUUACAGCGUGACGAGAUUUUACUACCCCAGGACUGUGUGCCUGGUCGACUGGCCUGACGAUUAUGGAGGAACACAUCAACUAAGUUAUCAGUACGCAGUGAUAUUACUGAUCUACCUGCUCCCUCUGCUGGUGAUGCUGGUGACCUACAGUUUAGUCGGCCGAUCGCUGUGGGGAGGUCACAUCCCUGGAGAGGCAUCGGACCACUAUCACAGCCAGAUGACAGCAAAGAGAAAGGUGGUGAAGAUGAUGGUUGUUGUGGUGGUGACCUUUGCCCUCUGCUGGCUGCCCUACCACAUCUACUUUAUUCUGGGGUCGUUUAAUAGAGACAUUUACAAGCAACAGUACAUUCAGCAGGUUUAUCUGGCCAUAUUUUGGUUGGCUAUGAGUUCAACCAUGUAUAAUCCCAUUAUUUACUGCUGUCUAAAUAAAAGGUUUCGUGCUGGUUUCCGUCAAGCGUUUGCUUGGUGUCCCUUCAUUAAAGUGUCAGAAGAGGACAAGAAGGAGCUGCAGCACACAAACACCUUCAGAGUUACAGUGACACGCAGCCACCGCAGCGACGCUUCUUGCACACACGCACCCAUCAAAACCAACAGCACAAACACAGAUAGAUGUUUGUUCCCAGCAGAAAAGGCACACAUCUAGCCCACCCGACUCACAUUUGGCCAAGAACCUGGAUGAUAUGAGAGCCUCACCUGCCAAACAUACGGAGCACGGGCUCUGACUUCUGGAGAAUCAUGACAAGGACAUUCAAGAUGAAAAAGCUACAAUGCAACACACAUGCACACAUGCACACACACACGAAAAACAAGCAAACCUGCAGGUACUUGAAAGGCUUGCUGAAUAACAGAGUCAAAUGGACAAUUCAGGUGUGAAGAAGUCCUGAACCUGUAUGAAACUAUGAAGCUGAGGUUUUGCUCUUAAUAUCAAUGUGUUUAUUUUGGGGAAAAUACUGUAUCUGCUGUACUGAAAGCCUAAUCAUGACAUUGUGAAGUAUGCUGCUAAUAGAAAAGUCUAAAGAUUAAGCUGUUUUUCUUUUUCAUUACCAAUGCUUUUAUUCCCUUUCCUUGUCAACUUUGAGAUGUUGGUGUUUUAGCAACAAAAUUACAGUCACUGGUUCUCUUAUGCAGAGACUGGAAUAGUCCAGUGGCAUCAGCACAAAGCCUUUGAAGCAGCUGAUGUCUCAGUAGUUCAGAGCAGCAGUUCAGCUUCACUUUUAGCUGCUUCCACCAUAAAAGUCAAUGAGAAUGUAACAGUCAUUAAGCAUGGUGAAAGGACUAUUAUCCAGUACACUGCUGGAUGAUACCAAUACUGUCUCGUUAGCAUGUAUUGUUUACUGUGCAAUAGUAUUGCUUUCACAAACUACUCAGUGUAAAAUAGUAAAGUGUAAUGUAGUGUUGUGAUUUCACUUGUUUGAGCAUAAUCAUGACAAUAUAUUGAUAAAUUGGAAAUAUAAAUUUGGUAAUUAUGAUCAUGUUGUUUUAAAUAGCCAGUGAGCAUUAUGUUUACAGAAUCUUGAUGAAAGUUUAGAUUCACUGUACCGUAACCAUUUGAUUGUAAAGUAAAAGCAUGAAACUUCUGUUGUACACAUAAAGCAGCAUGUCCUUUUUUUUGGCAACCUACUCAAAGUCAAUAUCAAGCUUAAAUAAUGUAACAGUGGCAAUACAAUUUGACUUAAAAUAACAGCCAGCAUGCAUUUAUGAUAUAUGCAGCAGAGUUCCUGU